AUGAGAAGGAAGUAUGAUGUCGCUCUUGUUUUCCCCGUCCGUUGCCCUCGUUUCCCCCGCUCGUCGCCUUCGUUUCCCCUGCCCGUCGCCCUCGUUUCCCCUCCCACCCACGUCGCCCUCGCUUCCCCCGCCCGUCACCCUCGUUUCCCUCACUUGUCGCCCUCGUUUUCCCUGCCAGUCGCCCUCGUUUCUCUUGUCUGUCGCCCUCGUUUCCUCCGCCCGUCGCCCGUCGCCCUCGUCCCCCCCACCCCUCCCCCAUCGCCCUCGCUUCCGAUGCCCGUCGCCCUCGUUUCCCCUGCCCAUCGCCCUCCUUUUCCCCGCCUGCCGCCCUGUUUUCCCCCGUCCGUCGCCCUCGUUUCCCCCGCCCAUCGUCGUGACGUCCCCUGCUUGUCGCCCUCGUUUCCCCCGCCCGUCGCCAUCGCGUCCCCCGCAUGUUACCAUCGCUUCAAGAUCCCGUCGCUCGCCCCGUCGACCUCUCGUCGCUCCCAUUCCCUCCGCUGCCCCUCCCCGCUUCCCCUCGUCUUCACUCUCGCUUCCUUCCCCUAUCGCCCACACACACUCCCUCCCCUCCUUGCGGCCGUCGCCUUCGUCCCUCGCCCUUCCCCCCCCCCGCCUACUCUUUUUUCCCCCCUGCUCUCUCCCAAUCUCCCAACGGCACACGUUAUGGCUUUACCACGGCCCUGGAUUAUUACAUGCAUGGUAGCAGACAACUAG
Molecule: messenger RNA, 714 nt
Organism: Closterium sp. Naga37s-1
Lineage: Eukaryota; Viridiplantae; Streptophyta; Zygnematophyceae; Desmidiales; Closteriaceae
Source: the annotation of a GenBank genome assembly